AUGGAUAAUUUUCUCACAGAAAUUCUUCUCGAUAACAUGAAGUUUCAAUCGUCGAACAUUGUAGAAUAUGAAGAUUGUGAAAGUGAAAUGGAAGAUUUAAAACAAAUUAUUUUCGAUAAAUUAAACGUAUCUAUCAGUGAUCAUGGACGUAAUCAAUAUCUCGUUACAAGAACACCGUCGCGUAAUUUGCAUACAACAACAACAAAUCAAAUUGUCCGUUGUUAUGUAAUAUCAAAGUCAUGUAUUAAUGAUUAUUUUCUUGAUGACGGAUGCCAAAUAUCCAUCGUAACACCAUAUAUCGAUACUAAAUUACUUCAAGAGGAAACUAGUGUUCAUUCGGAUGAAAACUCGAAUCAACAUCAAAUCCAGCUGUAA
Molecule: messenger RNA, 375 nt
Organism: Adineta ricciae
Lineage: Eukaryota; Metazoa; Rotifera; Eurotatoria; Adinetida; Adinetidae
Source: the annotation of a GenBank genome assembly